Suricata suricatta (meerkat) is the source of this 736-nucleotide messenger RNA. Its product is annotated as deubiquitinase DESI2-like. Gene Ontology annotation, molecular function: deubiquitinase activity. Gene Ontology annotation, biological process: protein deubiquitination. The record is from RefSeq and is a predicted model, not a curated record. Lineage: Eukaryota; Metazoa; Chordata; Mammalia; Carnivora; Herpestidae.
GCUGUUCGCGUAGUGCCCGGCUCUGGCCCCCCGAAGUGCCCGUGGGGGUGGGAACGGCCUCGGCCCAGCGGAGACCGUGCGGCUGGAGGACGAGGCGGCAGCCGCGGGGUGGAGGAUGGGGGCUAACCAGUUAGUGGUGCUCAACUUGUAUGACAUGUACUGGAUGAAUGAAUACACCUCGUCCAUCGAAAUUUGAGUUUUUCGUUCAGGAAUUGAAGUAUAUGGCAGAGAAUUUGCUUAUGGUGGCCAUCCUUACCCCUUUUCUGGAAUAUUUGAAAUUUCCCCAGGAAAUGCUUCUGAACUAGGAGAAACAUUUAAAUUUAAAGAAGCUGUAGUUUUAGGGAGCACGGACUUCCUGGAGGAUGGCAUAGAGAAGAUCGUGGAGGAGCUGGGCAAGGAGUACAAGGGCAACGCCUACCACCUGAUGCACAAGAACUGCAACCACUUCUCCUCCGCACUGUCGGAGAUCCUCUGCGGGAAGGAGAUCUCUCGCUACAACCGGCUGGCCUACUUCAGCUCCUGCCUCCCCUCCCUGCAGAGCUGCCUCCCCAAGGAGUGGCUCACAGCCGCUGCCCUGCAGUCCAGCGUCAGCCAGGAGCUGGAGGAGGCGGAGGAGGCAGCCGCCGCUGUCCCCGGGGCCAGUCCCGUGGCAGCCUCCCGGCCUGGACGCCACACCAAACUAAACGUCCUCAAAUUCACCCCCUCAGAACUGGCUCUGACCGGUGACUGUCCCUAG